CCCCACCCACCACCAACCACCCCAAUGCGCUCCCUCCUCUUCCGCCGCGGCCUCCGCGCCCCUCCGCGUUACUACUCUACCCUCCGCGCCUCCUCGCGAUUAUCGCAAUACCUGUCGAUCACGCCGGAAGUGCAAUCGGCGCUGUCGGCCGGACAUCCCGUCGUCGCGCUCGAAUCCGCAAUCUACACGCACGGCUUCCCGCACCCGGCGAACCUCUCGCUCGCGCGCGAGAUCGAGGCCGUCAUCCGCGCGAACGGCGCAGUCCCCGCCACCAUCUGCAUCCUCAACGGCAAGGCGCGGAUCGGGCUCGAGGCGAAGGAGCUCGAGCAGCUCGCUGACGCAGCGGGGAAGAGCGGUACCGCUAAGGUGAGUAGACGAGACCUGGGAUAUCUCCUUGCUGGCGCGGGCGCGACGAAGAUCGGUGGCACGACGAUCGCGGGCACGAGUGUCCUUGCGCACCUCGCCGGGAUUAAGGUAUUCGCGACUGGUGGCCUGGGCGGCGUCCACAGGGGUGUUCAGAAUACCAUGGAUGUUUCUGCGGAUCUGACGGAGUUGGGACGCACGCCUGUCGCUGUUGUAUGUGCGGGCUCCAAAGCGUUCCUGGAUCUGCCACGGACACUGGAGUAUCUGGAGACCGAGGGGGUCUAUGUCGGCACGUUCAGGGAUGGGAGGGAUGCCGGGGAGGUGGUCGAGUUUCCGGCGUUUUGGAGUAGAGGGUGUGGUAUCAAGGCGCCGAGCGUGGUGGAAGAUGCGAACGAGGCCGCCAGGAUUAUCUACGCAAGCCAUUCCCUUGGCCUCACCUCGGGCCACCUCUUCACCAAUCCCAUUCCGGCGGCAUACGAGAUCCCGAACGAGGAGAUACAGUCCAUCAUUGCCGAGUCGGUGAAAGUGGCGGAAGGGAAGUCCAGCGGGAAAGACGUCACGCCGUUCAUCCUCAACGACAUACUCAAGCGCACCGGUGGUCGCAGCAUCGAGGCCAAUCGUGGGCUGAUACUGAACAACGCUGCGAUGGGAGCAAAGGUCGCCGUAGAACUGGCAAGGCUUGAGGGCACUGGCGAGCGUAGGCAGACACAUAUGCCGCACAUCCCACCCUCGCAGAUACGCCCGAAGGAGGAGGCAAACCCCGUAGUUCCAUCGCCGCCCCCAGAGGUGGUCGUAGUCGGCGGUGUAGCCGUAGACGUAAACUGCGACACUUCCUCGCCGACUCCAAGUCUGCACACCUCCAACCCGUCUACCAUCACCGAGUCCCUCGGCGGCGUCGGCAAUAACGUUGCCUACGCCCUGCACCUCUCCGGCGUGCGGACCCGCUUAGUAUCCUCCGUCGGCGCAGACCUUGCCGGCUCAUGGGUGCGCGAGCGCGUACAGGAGCGCGGGAUGGAUACCGAGGGAAUCUUCACCGACCCGGCCCGCGCUACAGCGAGGUAUGUUGCCGUCAACGAUGCCAACGGCGGGCUGUUCGUUGCUAGUGCGGACAUGAGGGUCAUCGAGCACCUGGGGACAGCAGAUGUCACCGAGGUGAUUAAAGCUGCGAAUGCGGAGUGGGUGGUUCUCGACGGGAAUCUAUCACAGCAGACGACAAAGGGAGUGCUCGAAUACUGUCUCAAAUCCGGGAUCAAAGACAGCAUGUACUCUGCGGCGACAGCGGCGGAGCUAUUCUCUACGUCGCUGCCGUGGUGGCCCACGAUCGAUGCACUCACGAUCGACAGCGGGUUCCGCGACCGCGUGGACCAACUGGCGGCGCGCACCGGCGUCGACCUCUCCGAGAGCGGAAUCGUCCAGAAGGCGGUGUCGCUGCUGCCGUACAUCCCACGGCUGUUCGUUAAGCUGGGCGAGCAGGGCGUCAUUGUUGUGCGCCUGCUGGAGGUGGGCGAGAAGCCGCGGAGGUCUAGGGAGAGUGUUGUUGUGGAGGCACGGGAGGGAGAGGAGGUGGGUGGUGUCGAGGUGAGGUAUUUUGCCGCUGAGAAGCUGGGAGUGGACGGCGUGCAAAGCGUUAAUGGCGCGGGGGAUACGUUCCUCGGCGUUCUGGUGGCCGCUAUGGUCCGUGGUCUGCCGCUGGAGGAGGCGGUGGGUGAGGCGCAGAAGGCCGCCGUGUUGACGCUCGGCGUGAAGGAGGCGGUUAGUGCGCGGAUACGUCCUUUGUAAACCGCCAGUCAAUGAAUUGAACCGUUAUAUAAAUACUCCUUGGUUAAGUACACCCAAACGCCCGAGCAAAAACAAAUCCCAUCCCAUCCCAUCUCAUCUCAUCCCAAAUGCCCCCCCCCGCCC
This is a messenger RNA of Tricharina praecox, 2265 nucleotides long. Its product is annotated as Indigoidine synthase A like protein-domain-containing protein. Gene Ontology annotation, molecular function: pseudouridylate synthase activity; kinase activity. The coding region runs from base 25 to 2142 and encodes 705 amino acids. The transcript has 4 exons. Lineage: Eukaryota; Fungi; Ascomycota; Pezizomycetes; Pezizales; Pyronemataceae. The record is from RefSeq and is a predicted model, not a curated record.